CGGUGCACUUGGGCGAGAGCUGGAGCGUGGACCGGAGCUCCGAUCCCAGCGCAGCCUCCGCGAUGAGAGGCGCUCGCGGCGCCUGGGAUUUUCUCUGCCUUCUGCUCCUCCUGCUCCGCGUCCAGACAGGCUCUUCUCAACCAUCUGUGAGUCCAGGGGAACUGUCUCCACCAUCCAUCCAUCCAGCAAAAUCAGAGUUAAUAGUCACCGUUGGCAACGAGAUUAGGCUGUUAUGCACCGAUCCGGGCUUUGUCAAAUGGACUUUUGAGAUCCUGGAUGAAGUGAGUGAGAAUAAGCACAAUGAAUGGAUCACAGAAAAAGCAGAGGCCAGCAACACGGGCAAAUACACGUGCACCAACGAAGGAGGCUUAAGCAGUUCCAUUUAUGUGUUUGUUAGAGAUCCUGAGAAGCUUUUCCUGGUUGACCGGUCCUUGUAUGGGAAAGAAGACACCGAUACACUGGUCCGCUGUCCUUUGACAGACCCGGAGGUGACCAAUUACUCCCUCAAGGGGUGCCAGGGGAAGCCUCUUCCCAAGGACCUGAGGUUUGUCCCCGAUCCCAAGGCUGGCAUCACAAUCCGAAGUGUGAAACGCGCCUACCAUCGGCUCUGUCUGCAUUGCUCUGCUGACCAGGAGGGCAAGUCGGUGCUGUCGGACAAAAUCAUCCUCAAAGUGAGGCCAGCCUUCAAAGCUAUACCAGUUGUGUCUGUGUCCAAAGCAAGAUAUCUUCUCAGAGAAGGGGAAGAAUUCACAGUGACGUGCACAAUAAAAGAUGUGUCUAGUUCUGUGGACUCAAUGUGGAUAGGGGGAAACAGUCAGACUAAAGCACAGCUAAAACAGAAUAGCUGGCAUCAUGGUGACUUCAAUUAUGAACGUCAGGAAACGCUGACUAUCAGCUCAGCAAGAGUUAAUGAUUCUGGAGUGUUCAUGUGUUAUGCCAGUAAUACUUUUGGAUCAGCGAAUGUCACAACAACCUUGGAAGUCGUAGAUAAAGGAUUCAUUCAUCUCUUCCCCAUGAUGAACACUACGAUAUUUGUAAACGAUGGAGAAAAUGUCGACUUGGUUGUUGAAUACGAGGCAUACCCCAAACCUGAGCACCAGCAGUGGAUAUAUAUGAACAGAAGCUUCACUGAUAAAUGGGAAGAUUACCCCAAGUCUCAGAAUGAAAGUAACAUCAGAUACGUCAGUGAACUUCACUUAACCAGAUUAAAAGGGACCGAAGGAGGCACUUACACAUUUCUGGCGUCCAAUUCUGACGUCAAUGCUUCCGUAGCAUUCAAUGUUUACGUGAACACAAAACCAGAAAUCCUGACUUACGACAGGCUGGUGAAUGGCAUGCUCCAGUGUGUGGCAGCAGGGUUUCCCGAGCCCACAAUAGAUUGGUAUUUUUGUCCAGGAACUGAGCAGAGGUGCUCUGCUCCUGUACUGCCCGUGGAUGUGCAGAUACAGAACUCUUCUGGGCCAGCCUUUGGAAAACUGGUGGUUCAGAGCUCCAUAGAUUCAGGUGCCUUCAAGCACAAUGGCACGGUUGAGUGUAAGGCCUACAACGAUGUGGGCAAGACUUCUGCCUAUUUUAACUUUGCAUUUAAAGGUAACAGCAAAGAACAAAUCCAUCCCCACACCCUGUUCACGCCUUUGCUGAUUGGUUUCGUAAUCGUCGCUGGUAUGAUGUGCAUUGUCGUGAUGAUUCUGACCUACAAAUAUUUGCAGAAACCUAUGUACGAAGUGCAGUGGAAGGUUGUUGAGGAGAUAAAUGGAAACAAUUAUGUUUACAUAGACCCAACGCAACUUCCUUAUGAUCACAAGUGGGAGUUUCCCAGAAACAGGCUGAGUUUUGGGAAAACCUUGGGUGCUGGUGCCUUCGGGAAGGUUGUUGAGGCGACUGCAUAUGGCUUAAUUAAGUCGGACUCGGCCAUGACUGUCGCUGUGAAGAUGCUUAAACCAAGUGCCCAUUUAACGGAACGAGAAGCCCUCAUGUCUGAACUCAAAGUCCUGAGUUACCUGGGCAAUCACAUGAACAUUGUGAAUCUUCUUGGAGCAUGCACCAUCGGAGGGCCCACCUUGGUCAUUACAGAAUAUUGUUGCUAUGGUGAUCUUCUGAAUUUUUUGAGACGAAAACGUGAUUCGUUUAUUUGCUCAAAGCAGGAGGAUCACGCAGAAGCGGCACUUUAUAAGAACCUUCUACAUUCAAAGGAGUCUUCCUGCAAUGACAGUACCAAUGAGUACAUGGACAUGAAACCUGGAGUUUCUUACGUUGUCCCAACCAAGGCUGACAAAAGGAGAUCUGCGAGAAUAGGCUCAUACAUAGAGAGAGAGGUGACUCCUGCCAUCAUGGAGGACGACGAGCUGGCCCUAGACCUGGAAGACUUGCUGAGCUUUUCUUACCAGGUGGCGAAGGGCAUGGCUUUCCUCGCCUCCAAGAAUUGUAUUCAUAGAGACUUGGCAGCCAGAAAUAUCCUCCUUACCCAUGGUCGAAUCACAAAGAUUUGUGACUUUGGUCUAGCCAGAGACAUCAAGAAUGAUUCUAAUUAUGUGGUUAAAGGAAACGCUCGACUGCCUGUGAAGUGGAUGGCACCCGAAAGCAUUUUCAACUGCGUGUACACAUUUGAAAGCGAUGUCUGGUCCUAUGGGAUUUUUCUGUGGGAGCUGUUUUCUUUAGGAAGCAGCCCUUACCCUGGGAUGCCGGUCGAUUCUAAGUUCUACAAGAUGAUCAAGGAAGGCUUCCGAAUGCUCAGCCCUGAGCAUGCACCUGCCGAAAUGUAUGACAUAAUGAAGACGUGCUGGGAUGCUGAUCCUCUCAAAAGGCCAACAUUCAAGCAGAUCGUUCAGCUAAUUGAGAAGCAGAUUUCAGAUAGCACCAAUCAUAUUUACUCCAACUUAGCAAACUGCAGCCCCAACCCACAGAACGCCGUGGUGGACCAUUCCGUGCGGAUCAAUUCUGUCGGCAGCACCGCUUCCUCCUCCCAGCCGCUGCUCGUGCAGGAAGAUGUCUGAGCAGAACGAGGGUCCGGGGUCCCCCGUACAGGAACGAUCCCCCAUUCUUUUGGCUUCCACGAUGGUUCUUUUGUUUUCCUUGACUCGCAUCCUACUCCAGGGUGGUGGGCAGCCACUGUAAUCCUGUCUUUCUAAGCACACUUUAGUGGCUGACGGUUUUUGUCGUCAGCCACCAUCCCCUUGCAAAGGUUCGAACUGUAUAUAUUCCCAAUAGCAAAGUAGCUCCUACUGUAAACAGGAAAAAAAAAUUCUGAUUUGGAAAAAAGAGAGGGAGGGAUGGGCUAGAUGUCCGCCGUUCUUUCCGAGGGUUUUCCAGUUUGUGUUCGAAGAGUGUGGUUGAUAGUUUAUGUGAGUAAGUGGUGGUGGUCACAUUUGGCCUUCAGAACCAUCCAUGAUGCUAUGGUGAUGCAGCAAGAUUAAAAGCUAAAACCUAAACCCUUUAUAUGGAAAACAGAACAUGAUUAGAACACAGGGCAGACGUGUGAACAUCUGGGCUUAAGGAAUCUAGAAUUUCAUGCUGGGAAUGAGACACAGGGCAUGAAAAAAUGUCCCCUAGGCAUGAGUAAAGAUACUCUGCUGUAGACCACUGCAUGGGCUUUUGUACUGCCGACCUGGUUUUUGCACAGAGUUUGCUUUUAGGGAGUUGAAUUGGAGAGAAGGCCUCCCCCGCCAGCGUUUGUAUAUACUCAUCUAUAAACUGUCCACGUUCGUGUGUUUGAGGCAGGACCCCACGAGGUUUAGUUUCUGUGUGCCACCCUAGCAUUAUGGCCACCGUGUGUAGGGACAGAUCACGAGCCAUAUAAGUUUGAAGGAAACAGAGAAUACUUUUUUUUUUAAGGAAAAAAAAACGUAACAGCCAAGCACAGUCUUAACAAAAUCUCCUCUUUUAGCCGAUGAACUUGCUCUAUAGAUUCUCCAGAACGAGCCUAUGAGCUUCGGAAUGGCAUUGUGCUCAAUGGAUUUGAUGUCGUUUGAGAAAGUUCCUGAUUUACUGCCUGGCUCCCUGGGAGUGAGAAGACGGUGCUGUCUUGGCUCGGAUUCUAAUGUAGCAGGAGAUAAAAUGUAGAUUCAGCCUCCUUCACAGGCAUGUCCUGGACACCAGGCCAGUAUCUGUAGAAGUGUGUGUGUGUAUGUGUGUGUGUGCGUGUAGACAGAUAUUUUAGGGGGGCAUUCUUGCCCCAAGUCCAAGAGGGUCCUUCAGUACCCAAGAAGUAACUUGCUUUCAUCAUCCGUACUGCUCUUGUUUCCCUUCACAGAGCUUUCUAGAAUAGCUUACCAAAAGCUUCCAUAAAAGCGUAUACAAAGCAGGCUUCAGUACCUACUUGCAGCCCACCUGCACUUAAGACACUCUGUUAUUUAGACUCAGCAUACUGUACCCAUUCCUUAGAUCCUAUGUAAUGUUCCUGUCCCACUGAAACAUAAAUUUUACCCUUUAGACUGUAGCCUAGGUAUGAUUCUUGUAGUCUACCUGUUUCUCCCCCUCCUCACUGCCCAGUAUAAAAGGUAAAUGUACACAUGGCAAGGUUUGUGUGUUGUCUUGCAAGAUUCAGGUAUGCUGCCUUCGCGGUUUCCCCCGCCUGUGUCCCUUAGACUACGUUUAGACAACUGUGACCAUUAUCUGGAAGUAACCAUUUGCACUGAAGUUCUAUGCUCUCGCACCUUUUCCAAAGUUAACAGGUUUUGGGGUUGUGUUGUCAUCUAAGAAAUUGUUGCUGUUUGCCAUACUUUGUCUGUAAAAUUCCUUUGCGUUUCUAUUGACUUUGAUUAUAGUAAAAGUGGUUGUUUAUUGUAGAUGUCUAGGUACUUCAGGGGCACUUCAUUGAGAGUUUUGUCUUGGAUAUUCUUGAAAGUUUAUAUUUUUAUAAUUUUUUCUUACAUCAGAUGUUUCUUUGCAGUGGCUUACUGUUUGAGAUUAUUUUGUGGCUUUUUUUUGUAAAUAUUGAAAUGUAGCAAUAAUGUCUUUGGAAUAUUCCCAAGCCCAUGAGUCCUUGAAAAUAUUUUUUAUAUAUACAGUAACUUUAUGUGUAAAUAUGUAAGCGGUAUAAGUUUAAAGGAUGUUGGUGUUUCGUGUGUUUUAUUCCUUAUAAUGUUGUCCCAUUGUUGCCAGUUCUGAAGAAUUCUAAUAAAAAUGUAAAUAUAUAAAUCAAA
Lemur catta (Ring-tailed lemur) is the source of this 5141-nucleotide messenger RNA. RefSeq names its product KIT proto-oncogene, receptor tyrosine kinase (gene KIT). The record is from RefSeq and is a predicted model, not a curated record. The coding region runs from base 63 to 2993 and encodes 976 amino acids. Gene Ontology annotation, biological process: multicellular organism development; Kit signaling pathway; Fc receptor signaling pathway. Gene Ontology annotation, molecular function: ATP binding; cytokine binding; transmembrane receptor protein tyrosine kinase activity. NCBI's taxonomy places the organism in Eukaryota, Metazoa, Chordata, Mammalia, Primates, Lemuridae. The transcript has 21 exons. Gene Ontology annotation, cellular component: signaling receptor complex.